This is a messenger RNA of Culex quinquefasciatus (southern house mosquito), 7164 nucleotides long. It is a transcript of the gene KCNQ, whose product is annotated as potassium voltage-gated channel subfamily KQT member 1. The record is from RefSeq and is a predicted model, not a curated record. Gene Ontology annotation, molecular function: voltage-gated potassium channel activity. The transcript is spliced from 21 exons. Gene Ontology annotation, cellular component: membrane. The coding region runs from base 1664 to 4552 and encodes 962 amino acids. Lineage: Eukaryota; Metazoa; Arthropoda; Insecta; Diptera; Culicidae. Gene Ontology annotation, biological process: potassium ion transport; transmembrane transport.
AUGCAUUCAGUUACGACAAAGUUCUCGCAUGAACCAGACACAAGUGCGCGCGCGUCCGAACUGCCAGAACGGCCCCAGAGUGUUGUUGCUGUUGGCCAGAAGUACACUCCUGCUGACCGCCGACACCGCACUCAGAACGCGCGAGACAUAGCCAGAAGCCAUGAGGGGGUGUGGUGUGGUGUAAUGCAAGUUAUAGCCGUUGUAGUACCGUCUCAUCUUCACUGUCAUCUUCUAGCAACUGUUACUCUCUCUAUAGUUCUGUUGUGAGCCGUUGCCGUCACCGGUUUCGACGUUGAUGUUUCUCGCAAGAUCUACUGUGUGUUCUAGUAUAUCUCUAGUAGUUGUACCCCCCCGUAACAGAAGAAACCGAUGUCUUCGUCAUAGCUGUUGUACAGAGUGCGAUCGAGCGAUUUAGAGUUAAGGUUCCGUGCGAGCGUUUCGGAUUGUACGGUGUUAGUGCGUUAAGGUCAACUAGAAAGUGCUUUGCUUUGCUUAGUUCCAGCUUGAGGUAAUGGAACCACUAUCGCGGAGAUAGUGCAGCAGUACUGUGCUGUCGUCGUCGUCGUCGUAGUGGGUAUCAAGUGCUGGGCCAAUAAUCGCUUAGCUAGAAAUGUAGUUUGGUUCUAGAAGUGGCACAGCAGUGUUUGUGCGACAGUGUGCAGUGGAACGCGAGCACGCGAUCGAGUAAAGUAAUAAUUAAUUUCGAAAAAGUACAGAAAGUAAGAGUGUGCAAGGUUGUCGCAGUGGUUCGAUGUGUGUUGACGAGCGAUCGACGAUUGUUCGCCGGCUGGAUCGAUCGUGAGUGUGUUGUUCAGAGUGAGAGCGAGAGUCGUGGAAGUCACGUGAAACGCUGAUCGAGCAGAAGAUCUGCCGAGUCUGCAGAUCUAGAUCAAACGGGCUAGCAUCUGUCGCUAGAGCUUCCGUCCAAGCCGGGGAUCAUCCAGCGAUGCUGAGCCAGCAGAAGCAGCUGAAGCUGUGAACACUCGGUGCAGAGGCGUUCGCGAGAUGUAAAUACGCAUAAAUUCGAGAGUUCCCACGAUCGUUUGGAAGAGCCAAGCCAGAGCGAGAGUGCGCUCCGGAAACAAACAAACAAUAAUACAGCGGCAGAGUGAAGUGUGUUUAGAAGUGCCGGCAAGAUUUAGUAGUCGUUUAGCCGAGUUCUCCAGGUGUUCUUUAAUUGGUGUAGCAUAAAUAUAAGUAGAAAGUAUCGAUCAGCUGAAUCAGUGUGGUAGUGUAGCGGUGCUUUAGCUGUUCCUGGCGCGGUUUCUUCAACUGAGUAGCCAAAGAAGAAGUAGCGUUCCGAGUUGAUCCGUAGUCAAGUGCUUAGUAUCUCCAGUGUAACGAGCCGACGCCGCCGUAAAGAAGAAGAAGAAGCAUUGCGGCGAGUUCUGGGCCCGUUUCAAGAGUUGUUGAUGGCUUCCAGCCGUAUUGCUGCUACGCGGUGAUCGCUGCGCUGCUGCUUGCGGAUUAAGUGGUGACCCUGGAGCAGGAGCAGGUUGCGACUUCGGAGGACGCAGCAAUUCGCUCAACGCAGCGGAUAAGGAGACAGAAGUGUCGCUGCUUCGGGCAGGCGGCCAAGUCUGCGGUCUGGCGCUAUUAGCAUAUUAAAAGUGCGUGCAAACUAUCCGACAAAAAUAGGGCCGACCGGCUUGCCCGUCCACGAAUGUCGCUGCUGGGGAAGCCGCUCAACUAUAACCGGGGGUCACGGCGUGAUGCCCGUUAUAGGCGGCUGCAGAGCAGGGUCUACAACUUUCUGGAGCGGCCACGGGGCUUCAGAGCGAUUUUCUACCAUGUCUGUGUAUUCUUCAUGGUGUUCACAUGUUUGGCCUUAAGUGUCUUCUCAACUAUUCAGGAAUACGAGGAACAAGCAAUCGCCAUCUUAUUCGUCAUGGAAAUUAUCGUAGUUAUAUGGUUUUCGAUCGAGUUCUUCCUACGACUGUGGUCAUCGGGAUGCCGCUCGCGAUAUCAAGGAGCCAUGGGAAGGCUGAAAUUUUUAAAAAGGCCUUUUUGUAUUAUAGAUAUAGUUACGAUAAUUGCGUCGAUAGUGGUGCUAGUGAUGGGCACGUCCGGCCAGGUCUUUGCGACCAGUGCAUUGCGUGGCCUGCGGUUCUUCCAGAUCCUGCGGAUGGUGCGGAUGGACCGGCGCGGCGGCACGUGGAAGCUGCUCGGGAGCGUCGUUUAUGCUCACAGACAAGAAUUAAUUACAACGUUGUACAUAGGAUUCUUGGGCCUUAUUUUUGCCUCGUUUUUAGUGUAUUUGAUGGAGAAGGAUGUGGAUAAAACCAAAUUCAACAACUUUGCUCAAGCCUUGUGGUGGGGUGUGAUAACGCUCUGCACGGUCGGAUACGGCGAUAUGGUGCCGGAAACGUGGCAGGGGAAAAUUAUUGCAUCGUUUUGCGCCUUACUCGGAAUCUCGUUCUUCGCCCUGCCGGCGGGCAUCCUCGGCAGUGGCUUUGCCUUGAAAGUACAACAGCAACAGCGGCAAAAGCACAUGAUCCGGCGCCGCCAGCCAGCUGCCACGCUGAUCCAAUCGCUCUGGAGAUGCUACGCAGCGGACGAACACUCGCUGUCGGAAGCGACGUGGAAAAUUCACCAAGUACCUCUUCCCAGCCCGCCGCCAUCCUUUCGUGGUCAAAAAAUAUACCUCCUGGCCAAACGAUGUCCAAGUGCCACGGAAAGAUCCAAACUGGAAGCUGCCGAAAAACUGGCCGCCGCUUCCAGCGCCGCGCGGGCGUCGUCGAGCUUCAAGCACAACGCCUCGUUCGUGGCCCGGCUGCCCACGAUCCGGCGCCACAAGAGUCAAUCGCUGCACUCGCCGGGCAACGCAAAGCCCCCGAGCGGAAGUGGCCGGUCCGGGCGGUGCCCCCGCGUCACGGACAUCAACGCGUCCUCGGAGAACCUGGAAGUGACCAACAACGGUAGACCGAUGAAUCCCAGUCUCAGUGAAGACUCGGUCGCGGAAACAGCACUGUCCAAGAAAAAUUCCGAUGCGGAUCUUGAGAUGGCGUCGAUGUCGUCGAUUCCCGGCACGGCCGUGGUGGCCAAUGUCACCGCCAACGACUUGGUCCCGGGUCGGGGCUUCUUGUCCACGGCCAGCCUCUGCCACACGGCCUCACGCCGGUCCAGCUUCGUGAGCGGAAUUUUCUCCGGGUCCGGGACGCAGCGCCGUGGCAGCUCGAACGAAAACAACGGGUCACACCCCGGCGGGGACCGUAACAACGAGGAUGAGGAACCGAGAUGUGUGCAGCUAACGAACCAACACAAGGGGGCCAUCCGUUUCAUCCGAAAGAUGAAGUACUUUGUAGCGCGACGCAAGUUCAAAGAGGCGUUGAAGCCGUACGACGUGAAAGACGUCAUGGAGCAGUACGCAGCCGGACACGUCGAUCUGCUCGGCCGAGUGAAGAAUGUUCAAACUAGGUUAGACCAAAUUCUUGGCAAACAAGGAUCCAAAUCAAAAGAUGUGUAUGCAUCGAAAAUUAGUUUAGCUUCUCGGGUAGUGAAAAUUGAAAGACAAGUUGACGACAUAGAGACAAAGGUAGACACGUUUAUAGAGUUAUACAUGCAGGAUCGGAAGCGCCUUUUAUCACUUCCACUCCAUCCUGACUCAUCACAUUCCAACAAUCCAAACCUUCCAUCGUUGCCACCGAAAGGGGGCGGAGCAGCGGCUGUAAUCACAUCUGUGACAAGUAGUUCUAGUGGUUCGUUAAAACCAAAACCUAUUUUAAUAGAUAAACAAUUUUCGGAACCAAAUUCACCGAUCGCGAAAACAUUCGAGGAGCCAGUCCAACACCAGAGACGUCCACCGAUGCAGCGCGGGUUCUCCGACCUGGGGCAUAGGAUCAAGAAGCGGGUUACGUUAAGCUCCAUACCGCCACAGUACGUGGGCAACAGCACCGGUUCGGCGAGUGACCGCGGUGACGUCGUGAUCGUCGUGCCCAACCUCGACGCGGACCAGCUAGACCACGCCGUCGGCAUCGAGGAGCUGGCCUCGGUCUGCAUCGACACCGAGAUCGAGAUCGAGCCGGGCAGCCCGAAAACCAUCACCGAAAGCUCAAUAAUCAUGAUGGACGAGGAAGACGACGAAGACGACGAGGAAGAGGACAUCGAGGAGGAAGAGCUGGACAUCAGCGGUGAGCUGCUCGAUCCGGACCCGUGGGACAUGUACGGCGAGCUGGACGUCGAGGACCAGGAUGAAACGACGGAGAAUACCGCCCUGCUGCGGGCGGCCGCCAAAACCGAGAUCAUCGUGACGCCGAUCAGUCCGGUCAGCUCGGCCUUCGACCUCAGCCGGAUGGACAGCGGUGAGGAGUACCGACGCCAGCCACGCCAGCUGACGAUGGCCACGACUACGGCAAACGGCGCCACGACCAACAAUAACGGCGACGGCGACGAUCGGCUGCAGCUGACCUCCUCGGACGCAGCAGCAGCCUCUACCUCCACCUCAACCGGAGUUCCCGUUCCGAUGGACUCGCUCAAGCCCGAGAUGCCCCUCCAGCAGCAGCAGCAACAGCAACAACAGCAGCACAAGCGAAUCGCUUCCGAAGACAUAUGAGAAUGGCUGAAACUGUCCCCCAUGGUCCCAUCAUUUAGUUGCCGCCACCGUUCCAGCUUCUUCCACGAGCACCUUCCCCCGAUCCUGGCCCGCCUUCGGACUCUACUGGUGACCACGUGGUCACAGCGCUGCCACCAUGCCGGAUUCGUUUGCUGAGUUCAACCCGAGCCAAAUUCCUCCAUUGCUUCUAGGUUUUAAUCACAAAUCGACACACUCAAAAAAAAAUACGCACACAUGAACAAACAUUUUAUGAGAAUUACGUUAGGUUUUAACUCAAGCUUACAUUUUUAAAUUAAAUUUAGUCAACAAAAUGUUCUCGAAUAACCGUACCGCAUGCUUUAAUACAUAGAUUUCAUAAACAUUUUAGAACAUUGUAGAUCAUAAAAUUGCUUUUGUUUAAUUAAAAAUAUGAACAUUGUGAGUGAAUGACUUUGUGGCUUUGUCAAAUUUCCUUUCGAUUGAUACACUUCUUCAUUUGUAGUCUUUAAAAUACAUCAAAUCUGUCAAAGUUCAAUGAAUUAGAAUUCAUCUGAGUUUACAUCAAAUUCACUAAAAUUUUGCAGUGAUUUAAAGUAAUUUUUAUCUUGGUUUGGGUCUUCUUUAAUUUUCUUUAGUUGGAAUACAUUUUUCUACAUUUUUUUGAAUUUUAAAUGUAUUGGAUUGUUUCAGAACUUAAAGAAAGGGAGCGUUCUUUUAAAACGCAGUUGGGGUGAGGGUGGUCAAAGUCCAUGUUGCGCUCCAAAUUUUGUUACGAGGGGACAGGGAGUCUGAAAAUCCAAAUUUUUGCGUCGCGCAAUAAAAGAACGCUCCCAAACUAAACAAUAAUUUGUACAAAAAAAGUUUACGCUCAGCAGAGCUUAAAUCAAAAUUUGUUCUUAGAUAAAUUUUCAAUGAUAAUCCAUGCAUAAAUCUUCUUGUUUAGAAACAUUGACUAAAAAAAUAUCGGACAUGAAUUCAAUUUUACCUUUGAUAAAUCUCAAGUAAAUCCUUCACAAUGUUUAACACGCAAAUCACAAACUUAAAAAUUUAGGCGUUUUAUCAAAUACAGCAUAACAAUUAAAUUGUUUCCAUCCACCCUUCAUGACCAAAUUACUUAAACACAUUUCAUUCUAAGCUACUUCACAAAUAUUCCACUUUGCUGAAAAAGUGCACACAAAAAAAUAGGUUUGUGUUUUAUGUUUAAAAUGCUCCAAAUACAUGAUUUCAUUUUAAGUUUCGCAAAAAAGCACAAAAUGACAACGUUUUAAGUAAGUUCAGUAUUGUUAACACCCUUCAUGAUAUUAUUAGGCCAAUGUAGCUAAUUUGGCAAUCGAGCAAUGUUACAAAAAUCUUUAAAAUUCAACCAGAAAAAAUACUCUAGAAAACGACGAUCCCCAAGAUUGCAAUUAGUCACAAUAAACGCGAGAUCAAAGUGAUACAAAACGGAAUGUUUAACGUAAAAUCGCAAAACAGCUAGAUUGUUACUAGUGAUUUAAAAUGCUCUCCCCCUCAUGAUUUAGUUUGUGCUGUGGUUCAUGUUACGAUGCAAAUAUUAAAUCUAACUAACAAAAAUCAAAAAGGCCAAAACGGAUUUCGACAAAAAAAUAGGUAACAAAAUAACGAGCAGUUAUAAAUAGCUAAGCGCCCACACGGAGACAAAACGGAACAAUUCGAAAUGUAAGGUAGUGAAAGGCAAAAAUUGAAAUGCAAACAAAAAUGUCAAUUAUUAAUUAUAAUGCUUGUAGACGAAAGCGGAAACAGUUUCGACGAAGCGCAAACUAGUAUUAUCUUGUAGAUGGGCCAGGUUAUUACAAGAACCGUUCUCGCUGGUUUCAGGGUGCUCCCAAACUGCAGUGCACCCCGCUAAAAGUGCUUCGCGUUCUAGACUCGCUGUUUUUCUUGCUAGUGGAAUUUUGCAGGGAACUUUUCGAACUCAGACAGUUAGAAUUCAUUCAAAUGUGCACCAUUUGAUAGAAAUUCUUUUGAGCCCUCAGAGUUCGAAAUUUGUGGCGAAAAAGACAAACCUAAAAAUAAAUAAUUUCACUAGCAACAGAAAACACAAAUAAACGGGACGCAAUCGCUUUUCGAAUUAUAACAUUCUUCCAAAUGAAGCAGAAAUUCGAAACGAACAGAGCCAUAAAAAUUCGGAAUUGAACUGCGCUGAAAUUACGAUGAAUUCACAAACCAAACUGAAAGACAAACCUGUAGAACAUACAUUAUUAGCAGCGAAAGAGAGUAAAAUAACAAGACAAUAAAAAAAAGAAGUAAUUUCUUUGCGAGAACAUUCAAGCAAAACACGAGUUACUAACGGAUCGGCUACUGAAAAAAAUGAAAAAGAAACGUUAACAUGUUAAGUAUUCGCGCUGUACAGUACGGUAACAUUUUAAGAAGGCGAAAGACGAAAGUUCAGUAGAAUUUUUAUAUUCGUUACGUUUUCAUAUCCUUUAUUAGCCGAACGCAGUUUAUAGAUAUUGUUAGAGUCUAGCACACCCCCUUACAAGAAAGGCAAGUACCGUUAUAGGAUUCAUCUUUUCUGUUAGUUUUACAGAUUAUUAAGUUUACUUUCUAUUUUUAGUGUUACGUUUCUUAUUAUUCUUAGGAAGUUAUAAAAUACAUUUUCACUAUUUCUUUAA